AUGGACUGGUCCGAGUCAAAGGACAAAAAGUCUGUCCCGAAGUUUGGUAGCUUCAAGCUACCUGUAGAUGCCCCUGAGGCUGCUCGAGAUAGUGAAACCUCAGGUGUCAGUAGCUCGAAGCACCGCUCUCAUCGCCAUCGGUCCCGGUCUCCUCAUGAGCAGCGAAAAAGCUGGCGUCAGCAUGAUUCCGUUGAAAGCCCUCGCUCCCAGUCAUCCGAACGCCGCCAUCGCUUUUCCCAUCGGGAUGGUAGAGCAACCCGUGAUCUCGGUGUGAAACCGAGGCGCGUAUUGCCCAGCAAACCCAUAUUCAAUGAAGAACGGACUACAUUUGACACCAGCAAUCCUCGACCUUUCAGCCCCGAUAAUUCACCUUCAUCACUAAGCGACAAUAUCAUUUAUGACUCCAAGGGUGACCGUUCAGUGCUCAAAUACGGCACUGCUCAUCGCUAUGACAUUCCCUCCUACACAAGGGUCGGCUCCGGCCAGGUCAUGGGUCUGCCCGCAUAUUUGAUUAUCGAACGGGACAUACAGGACAAAGACAUCAUUGUGCUUCGUGACAAACGCCACAGGUACGAAGAUAAGAAAGCCCCAGGAACUUUUUCACAACACUUGAAGCGUGUCUCAGACAUAUAUCGCUUUCGAGAUGAACCCGUGUUCGCCUCAGAUGAGAGCUUGAGUCACGAUUUCCUGAGCCUUGGUCCUUGGGUAAAUACAGAUUAUGAGAAAGGUGAAGUGUCGAAGAAUGACAACAGCGAAUCUCUUUCCGACGAUGAUCGCCAGGCGUAUCGGUCUAUUCUUGGCAAGGCCAAAUAUGAGAAGAAAGUACCGGAGGGGAUGGAAUACGUCAGUACUCAGGACAGCCAGCCCGGAAACCUUCAUGUAGCCGUCGAUGCGCGGCGUCGAUCUCAGCACGCAGAAUUGCGGCGCGUUGUCGAUUCGCAUCCGACAGACAUUGCGGCAUGGCUCAAUCUUGUCAGGCUGCAGACAAUUCUCCAUGGCCCCGAAGACGAAUCGCGCUCAUUGACGCCCGCCGAAGAAAAAGCUGUCGCUGAUGUGAAACUUGGCUUGCUUGAAGAGGCGCUAAAAAGGUCGGGUCGUGCUGUGGGAAGAGACUUGUUGUUGAUGGAACGUUUGAAAGAAGGUGGCAAGCUUUGGGAUCGCAAGAAACUCUUGCAAGAAUGGAAAGAUACUGUACGAAAGCUUCCCAACUCUACUGAUCUCUUACUGGGCUACCUCAACUUUCGCCAACGUGAUUCCAGCGAGUUUUCAUUGGACGAACACAAGUUUUUGGUCAUCAGCUUCAUGAAGCAGGCGGCUUCAGAGUUAGACUCGUUCCAUCAGAACCAAGUCCAAUGCUAUCUUCUCUUGCGCCUGUCUCUUUUACUUAUUGAAGCUGGCUAUUCAGAGCUUGCCUCUGGACUGUGGCAGGCAGCCCUUGAGUUCGUCUUUUUUGCACCCCCGACACUCGACAAGGCGGCACAAGGCACAGCGCUGGAUGCCUUUUGUCACUUCUGGGAUUCGGAAGUUGCGCGUCUGGGUGAAGGCAAAGAAUCUUGUUGGGAGACGGGAAAGCAAAUUCGUCUCGAUCCAGUCUGCGUGGAAUUUGACACAGGCACGGAAAGCUCCUCUCUUUUCGAAUCUUGGGUCAAAACCGAGCGCAAAGUCGCCCACGCUUUAAAUAUGCCUGCUCGAAGUGUGGAUGACUUCGGGGUCACAGUCGACACCACAUUUUCCGUUGUCUUAUCUUCUGACAUACGUGAAGUUUUGCCCUUCGUAUCCCGUGUUGAUGAUCCGACCUUGCUCAUCAAUGCCUUCUUGUGUUUUUGUCGCCUGCCUCACCUUACAGUCACCGGUAACUACCGUACAACCCGAUCAUGGUGUGGUGACAGUUUCCUAUCAAAUACGCUGGAAGAUUUUGUUGAGGCCGACUUCCUCAACUGGGCGAUGGACUUGGCCAACGGGGCGGCUCAUCAUCGUUCGCCGCUGUUGUUCCCAAUCAUCGACUUUAUCCACACGCCCGACACCCUUUUCGCUCCGCCAAAUUGGUUCUACUCCAUGCGACCUUGGAUCAACGCCAGGGAUGACACAUUUCGCUUGAGGCAGGGCUGGGUGCGCCAAACUUUGCGCAAGUUAGUGGAGAAGUUUGAUCAAAACUGCGACUUAGCCGAAUAUGCGCUUGCACUUGAGUUUGUUUGCGACAAGGAAACAGCUAAUAAGUAUGCAAAGCGUCUGUUACGAAGUCGCCCUUCGAGUCUUCGUCUCUACAAUGCGUUUGCUCUGAUGCAAUGGCGAUCGGGCUCACAGGACCGCGCCCUUGUCACAUGGUCGUCGGCUAUCAAGGAACGCAAGUCUUUUGCGGAUGUGGAGCAGUUCGAUUGCGUGCUUCUGUGGAAUGCAUGGAUAUGGGAGCUACUUGACCAAGGCGAUCUGGCAAGGCCGUCCUAUUUGCUCAAUGCCAUGGCUCAAGAUGAAAUUGAUAUGGCAGUGUACAGCGCAACCACCGACUUCGUUGAGUACAAGGCGUUGGAAAAGCUGAAACAAGAAAGGUUCUGUCAUCAAUUUUGUCAAGACGCCUUGGCGCAACGGCACACAAGAGCAUUCGUAGCCUCUGCCGACUGUCUGGCCCUGAGUCGAUACCUAUCGGAGAAGUCUUUGGAGCCGGCACUUGCAGUCUACAAGUGGGCUAUGUUGCAGGCUAGCAAUAACGCUCGAUUAGGCGAGUCAGAUUUCAAGGCGUUCACUCUCGAACUGUUGCACCAGUCCCGGGCCAAACUCGUGUUCUUCCAUACGAAUCGGAAAGGGUGUCACAUGAACGUGCAUCAAUUGCAAUCGAUAUUGAAGGAGAGCGUGGUCGCCUUUCCGCAUAACACCAUCUUCCUGUCAUUAUUUGUGUGGAACGAAUCUCGUCUCCCGAUCACCCAUCGAGUCCCCGACCCGAUAGGAUUUGUGAAAGCUGGCUCUGAGGAGCGCCACCUUCGCGAAGCUCUCUCCGAUUCGCCACCCGCCAUCCUGCAGAGGACAAAUGUGACUCUUCACUUGCUAUCGGUUUACUCAGCACUGUGGCGCUUCAAAUCUCUGAAUGGCUCCGUCCACGCUGUCCGGGCAGCGUUUGAAAAAGCUUUAUGGGAUCACACGAGCCCGAUACACUACCGUCAAGGCCAUCGAGAUUUAUCCGGCUUGGCUGAUGAAAACGAUGGACGUGCAAAUAUCACCUUAUGGAAGCUUUACCUCUUAUUCGAGCUUGAGGGUCCAAAGGACACCAAGGCCGCCAAGGACGUGCUCUACCGGGCCAUUCGCGCUUGUCCCUGGUCCAAAGAACUGGUACUGCUUGGUAUGGAGCGCCUCGGGAAUACUUCUGUAUCCAACGCGGACAGUCUGCACUUCAAUGAUAUGCGCGAGCUGUAUAACCUUUUGGUUGAAAAGCAGCUGCGCAUCAGGAAUGAUAUUUCUGCGGAUUUGGCCGAAUGGGAUGAUCAGAGUGCAAGGGCCAAGCGUGAGGCCAACGCAUGGUUCGAUGCGGUGGUGGAAGAGUUGGGUGGUAUUGAAGCUGGGGCGAAAUAG
This is a messenger RNA of Penicillium oxalicum, 3561 nucleotides long. RefSeq lists its product as uncharacterized. The record is from RefSeq and is a predicted model, not a curated record. The transcript is spliced from 3 exons. Gene Ontology annotation, cellular component: catalytic step 2 spliceosome. NCBI's taxonomy places the organism in Eukaryota, Fungi, Ascomycota, Eurotiomycetes, Eurotiales, Aspergillaceae. The coding region runs from base 1 to 3561 and encodes 1186 amino acids. Gene Ontology annotation, biological process: negative regulation of RNA catabolic process; regulatory ncRNA-mediated post-transcriptional gene silencing.